AUGAGUUCUUACUUUGUAAACUCGUUCUCAGGACGCUAUCCUAAUGCCCCAGACUAUCAGCUGUUAAAUUAUGGGGCCGGCAGUUCCAUGAACGGAUCUUAUAGAGAUCCAGGCAACAUGCACGCCGGCUCUUACGGGGGAUACAACUACAAUGGAAUGGAUCUGAGCAUCAGCCGAUCAUCCUCCUCCUCCAGCCACUUUGGAGCGGUUGGGGAGAGCUCUCGCGCCUUCCCUGCCCAAGCAGCGCCCGAAAGCAGGUUCAGACAGGCGUCCAGCUGCUCCUUGUCUUCUCCCGAAUCCCUCCCUUGCACCAGUGGCGAAAGCCAUGGAGGCAAGGCAGCCGGGUCCUCCCCUGCCGACCAGGCAGCCUCUGUUGGCGCGGCUAGCGCCACUGCGUUUGCCGAGAUAGACGAGACCAGCGCGUCUUCGGGGCCCGAAGAGAGCGGCUCCCAAGUCAACAGCAACGGCGCCCGAGCUCAGGCAGAGCCGAUCGCCACCUCCACGCCGGCCACGGAAGGACAAAGCCCGCAGAUAUUCCCCUGGAUGCGAAAGCUUCACAUUAGCCACGAUAUGACCGGACCGGAUGGCAAACGAGCCCGAACGGCGUAUACUCGCUACCAGACCUUGGAGCUGGAGAAGGAGUUUCACUUUAACCGCUACCUCACCCGCAGAAGGCGAAUAGAAAUAGCCCACGCUUUGUGUCUCUCCGAAAGACAGAUAAAAAUCUGGUUCCAAAACAGGCGAAUGAAGUGGAAGAAAGAUAACAAACUCAAAAGUAUGAGCUUAGCAUCUGGUGGCAGUGCUUUUCAGCCAUAA
Messenger RNA from Protobothrops mucrosquamatus (brown spotted pit viper), 816 nucleotides. RefSeq names its product homeobox B5 (gene HOXB5). The coding region runs from base 1 to 816 and encodes 271 amino acids. NCBI's taxonomy places the organism in Eukaryota, Metazoa, Chordata, Lepidosauria, Squamata, Viperidae. The transcript has 3 exons. The record is from RefSeq and is a predicted model, not a curated record. Gene Ontology annotation, cellular component: nucleus. Gene Ontology annotation, biological process: regulation of transcription by RNA polymerase II; anterior/posterior pattern specification. Gene Ontology annotation, molecular function: DNA-binding transcription factor activity, RNA polymerase II-specific; RNA polymerase II cis-regulatory region sequence-specific DNA binding.